This is a messenger RNA of Paramecium primaurelia, 615 nucleotides long. NCBI's taxonomy places the organism in Eukaryota, Ciliophora, Oligohymenophorea, Peniculida, Parameciidae. The record is from the annotation of a GenBank genome assembly.
AUGAAUAAAUCUAAUCACUUUAUAUCAGGAAGUGAUAAAUCAAUUAUAAUAUGGUCUAUGAAUUAAAGCAAUUAAUGGAUUUUCUAAUAGAAAUUAAAUGGACAUAAUAAUGAGAUAUCGUGUUUAGUGUUGAAUAAUAAUGAAGAUUUGAUCAUUUCAGGUAGUUAUGAUCAUACUAUUGAAUUUUGGAACAAGUAGUAUUAAUGGCUAUGUCAAUAAACUAUCAAAGAUCAUAAUAAUAUGGUAUGUGGAUUAAGUUUGAAUUAAUAAUUGAAUAAAGUGAUUUCAUGUGGAUAAGAUGAAUAAAUAUUAAUAAUAGAACAAUCAUAAUAGGAUUCUAAAUGGAUUAUAAUCUAAAAGAUAAAGGUUGAAUAACAUGGGUAUAGAAUAUGCUUUAUAAAUGAUAAUCUAUUCACUUUUUAACCAUAUGGGAUAGAAUAAAUGCAUGUUUAUGAAAUGAAUAAUACUAAUAAAUAGUAUUUAAAGACAAAAGGUAUACUUGUUAAAGGUGGAAUUGAUGAUUACUUUGUCUUUCCUUAAUAGCUUAUCAAAUUGCCUGCUUGUAAAUAAGAAUGGCAAGUAUGUGAAUUUGAUAAGAACAAAAUUAAAUGGUGA